Nanorana parkeri is the source of this 1779-nucleotide messenger RNA. It is a transcript of the gene ZBTB12, whose product is annotated as zinc finger and BTB domain containing 12. NCBI's taxonomy places the organism in Eukaryota, Metazoa, Chordata, Amphibia, Anura, Dicroglossidae. The coding region runs from base 49 to 1431 and encodes 460 amino acids. The record is from RefSeq and is a predicted model, not a curated record. Gene Ontology annotation, molecular function: DNA-binding transcription factor activity, RNA polymerase II-specific; RNA polymerase II cis-regulatory region sequence-specific DNA binding; protein binding. The transcript has a single exon. Gene Ontology annotation, biological process: regulation of transcription by RNA polymerase II.
CACCUUGUUAGUUAAUAAGACUUUCUUAUUCCAUAGUUUUGAUCAAAGAUGACAUCUGCUGCUGACAUUUUGCAUUUCCAGCUGCCUGGCCAUGAGGCGGCCACUCUCCGCAGCAUGAACCAGCUACGUUCAGAGGAACGUUUUUGUGACGUGACUAUCCUCUCUGAAAGCCUUAAAUUCAGGGGCCACCGUGUGGUGCUGGCAGCUUGUUCUCCAUUCCUCAGAGACCAGUUCCUCCUGAACCCAGGUUCUGAGCUCCAGGUUUCCAUCAUGCAUGGAUCCAAAGUUGUAACAGAUCUUCUACUUUCUUGCUACACUGGGCUGCUGGAAUUUCCCGUCAGGGAGAUCGUCAACUACUUAACUGCCGCUAGUUAUCUGCAGAUGGAACAUGUGGUGGAGAAGUGUCGCCAAGCCUUGUGUCAAUUUAUUGAUCCUCAGAUAGGCCUGAGGGACACUAUCAAUACUAUCAGAACCACACCCACUCGAAAUGCUUCAUCUACAACAACAUCAACAGGCCCAAGUCGUCCACCUGAUCAUUCUAGAUCUUUGAAACCAGAGGUUAAGAUGACAGACGACAGUGAAGAGGAAAUGCUGAUGAUGGCAGAAGAGGAGGAAGAUGAGGAGGAGGAAGAAGAAUCAACCUCAAAUAUCUGCAUUGUGAAACUGGAGGCUGGUAUGGGUGACGGUGGAGGGGAAAAAGAACGGAGGUCAUGGGAUAAAGGAGAGCAGAACUUGGUAGAACAGCCCGAGGAGGCUUUGGUCAACUCUACCGUCGAAGGUGGAGAAACAGGAGAUGGAACUAUCCAACGAGGUGGAGUGAUGAAGGCCAUCUAUAGCGAUGAAAUGGAAAGCGCGGAGGGGGUACUUAUUAUUCCAAGUAGCUAUCACGAAGAUGAGGAAGAGACUAUAGAAGGGGGCAUGGGUGGCUGUCAAAGCAGUGUUGUGAUUGAGGGAUCUUCAAGAAAUGCUUUGGGCGGACUGGCAUCACUGGGGACGAUGGUCUUAGGAGACGCACGGCUAGGAAUGAAACGGACUUUAAGAUGCUGCAAGUGCGACGAGACCUUUCAAGGGGUGGAGAAGCUUGUGUUCCACAUGCGGGCACAGCACUUUGUCUUCAUGUGCCCACGUUGCGGGAAACAGUUCAACCACAGCAGCAACCUGAACCGCCACAUGAAUGUACACAGAGGGGUAAAAUCCCACUCCUGCAACAUAUGCGGCAAGUGCUUCACGCAGAAAUCGACGCUCCACGACCACCUUAACCUCCACAGCGGGGAGCGUCCAUACCGCUGCUCUUACUGUGACGUCAGGUUUGCCCACAAGCCCGCCAUAAGGCGCCAUCUCAAGGAGCAACAUGGAAAGACCACGGCGCAGAAUAUCAUGGAAGCCGGUGUGGUCGAGAUGAACAUCAUGCUGGGAUGUGGCACUGGAUGAGAGGACAUUGAAGGGACCUGCGUAGGGAGCAAGUUUGAGCUUUAAACAAGUUUUGUCCACUUUGUAUUUGCACUAAUGGACUGCUAGAUGUACCUUUUUUUAGGCCUAGUGACUUUUUUCAACCUCCGUGACUGCCAGUUUCACAUGUUUAGCUCUGUAAAAUGGUUACAAUGUUGUUUGGCCGGCUUUUGGCAGCUUCAGGCCCCUCAGCUUUUAUUUGGACAACUAGAAGUUCCAGCGUGCACUGCCAGAAGCUUUUUUGAAGACCUGCUUUUGUCUGUUACAAACUACCACUGCCAUCUUGUUAGCUUCUUCUGUAGCAAUAUUAAUGAGAACAUCGGAAGUAUA